UCAAAUUUCCAUGACUGUUUGGUAGGACUCCGUGUUUGCGUUGUAUCAACCGAACCACCCAAGUGCGAUAUUUUAUCGUUAUUAGUGAAAACAAAGCAUUCCCGUGAUCACCCGAGACUCUCUGGUGCAUCGAAAAUGGCACAGAAUAUCAAUCCAUUCUACUCAUCACCCAGUGCUAACAGUAAAGCCAGGGAGGAGAAGCAGAAUGUACCCAAAGACAACCACGCAGUCAGCAAAAGAUUGCAGAAGGAGCUCAUGGUCCUGAUGAUGUGCACCGAGAAAGGCGUAUCUGCAUUCCCCGAUGGCGAAAAUUUGUUCAAGUGGAUUGGAACCAUCACAGGCCCUCGUGACACUGUAUACUCGGGACUGACGUAUAAGCUGACUCUCGAGUUUCCCCACAGCUAUCCAUACAGUGCCCCCAUCGUUCGUUUCGUCACCCCAUGUUUUCAUCCCAAUGUCGAUCCAGUUGGUAAUAUCUGUCUGGACAUUCUCAAGGACAAAUGGAGUGCUCUUUACGAUGUUCGUACCAUUCUGUUGUCCAUCCAAUCUCUUCUUGGAGAGCCAAACAAUGAUAGUCCCCUAAAUCUGCAGGCAGCCGAACUAUGGAACGAUCAGACUAAGUACAAGAAGCAGCUUCUCGAAGAGUAUCACAAAGACGUUGAUCGUAAUCCCCAGGAUUCAUGAUAAGCAAAUAUAAACAUUUCAAAAUUUCAUCUAUAUUAUUACCAUCUUUCGUACUGAAAAGAGGAUUAAAAACCCAACAACAAAAAGAAGUAAAAUGAAAUAAGGAGUCUUGUCCUCCAUCGGUUAAUUCAAAUUGGCUCGUUCACCGAUGAAAAACUCGGACUAGCGGCCUACUAGUAUAAAUUGAAAGAUGGAACAGGCGUUAGUAUGGAUUGACUAAGUAUUAUUGAAAUUUGUGGUGAAAAAAAAAAGUGAAUUCUAAAAAGCUGUCGAAUAACUGAGUGUCUAAUUGUAGAAAAUUAUUUGGUACUCGUCUGAAACUUAUUUAUUUCAUUUUUUUAUGUUAGUGGAUAUAUUUCAAUCGUCUCGAUCAAUAGGUAAAAAACAAUUACAAAAAUACGAAAAUAGAUAAGAUUUUUGUUUCUUUCGUUCAUUGUCAUCUCUUUCCGGAAUAAAUAUUUUUAAUGUACAAACCAA
Messenger RNA from Diachasmimorpha longicaudata, 1161 nucleotides. RefSeq names its product vihar (gene vih). The coding region runs from base 136 to 684 and encodes 182 amino acids. The record is from RefSeq and is a predicted model, not a curated record. NCBI's taxonomy places the organism in Eukaryota, Metazoa, Arthropoda, Insecta, Hymenoptera, Braconidae. The transcript has 4 exons.